GAAACUGUUUUGUUACCUUUAGAAAAAUUACUUAACAUUUUAGAAAAAAUAAUUGACCCUUUUCCUUGACCACGCAGGCGAAGCCGCGUGUAAAAACUAGUCAUUUAUAAUACUCAAACUGUUUCAUAAAUGCGUUUAAUUUUAAUUAAUGCGUUGUGCAGUGAAUUCAAGGUAAUUAAUGUUGUUUGUUUCAGUAACUAAAACGACUGGGCUUACUCAGGUAGUUCACAGUGACACAAGUCUCCUAGGAAGUAUCAUUCUGGAUGAAGAAAAAUUGUCUUUGCCGGCAUCUUUAAAUUCUUUCAAACUUGAUUUACAUUUCUCGGCGCCAAACGAACACCUGCUAAGUGAUGCCGAUGAAUUUUGGCCAGCGGACAUUGUAUCUCCUACAUUAAAACCAAGCGCAAGUGUCUGUAAAUCUAUUACAUCUCUCGGUAAAAUAAUGGAAUUCGAAGAACAAAGUUUGCUCACAAGCGAUCCUUCAGAAGAAAAUUUGGAACAUAAAGUCACAGAGGGGGAACAAACUUUCAGUAUUUCACCUAAAUCAGAGUUACCCACGAAAACCGGUCAUAUAUUUAACGUAAACACCUUAAGCGACAGUUUCCCAAGAUUAAUAAGACAAUUUGUGAAUUUAGAGUAUGGUGUUAACGAACAACUUGAUACUGAAACAAAUCACGACAAUAAAAUGGAUAAGGCUCUUGAUGAAAAAGAUAAUAAUGUGGGAAUUGGUAGUGAGUUUAAAAAAUCACUCGAUCCAACAUCUAAUGUGACCGCUACAUUAGAGGAUAAAAGAGAUUUAAAAAAAACAAGUGAAAUAGAAAACGACAUAAAUGAAGUAAAAAAAAACAUUGAUAACGUACCUUUUGUAGAUCUCAAUAUCGAAUCAAAAAAUAUUACGAAUGUGGUAAAUAUAGCACAAAAUAAUGUCCAUUGCCACCACGGAGAACCAACAAAUAUAAAAAGAGAAUUUGAUAUUAAAACGUGGUGCACGGACUUGGAGCAGGGUUAUAAGAAUUUGGAAUUAUGGAAUUUAUGGAUUUCAAAUGCAUGUGAAGCAGUCCUACAAAUUAAAAAAAUAGAAGAUUCGAUAAGACUCUGCCCUAUAAGAAGUCAGCAAUAUUGGAGAAAUCUCAAAGCAAAUAUUGACAAAGAUGCAACUAUGUGGCUAAAGUUUAACAAACAAAUACAAAACAAAGCUUAUCUAAUGAGUAACAACAAUAAAAAGAGGGUAUUAAAAACAAAUUGCAAAUGUAAAAAUUCAAAAUUGAAGUCCUAUAAGUAUUUUAUUUGACACUCAAGAAGGCUACACG
This is a messenger RNA of Bombyx mandarina (wild silkworm), 1310 nucleotides long. RefSeq lists its product as uncharacterized. The record is from RefSeq and is a predicted model, not a curated record. Lineage: Eukaryota; Metazoa; Arthropoda; Insecta; Lepidoptera; Bombycidae.